Molecule: messenger RNA, 813 nt
Organism: Gilbertella persicaria
Lineage: Eukaryota; Fungi; Mucoromycota; Mucoromycetes; Mucorales; Choanephoraceae
Product: 30S ribosomal protein S8e
Exons: 3
Coding region: 1-813 (270 amino acids)
Biological process (GO): maturation of 5.8S rRNA; maturation of LSU-rRNA
Cellular component (GO): nucleolus; preribosome, large subunit precursor
Source: RefSeq, a predicted model, not a curated record
AUGAUCGACUCGCUUGCCUUUGAUUGGUGCUUGCCCCAAAACGAGCAUAUUGAAGAACACAUCAAACGACAUGGUCGUCGUCUUGAUUACGAAGAGAGAAAACGUAAGAGAGAAGCUCGUCUUGUUCACAAGAACUCUCAAAUUGCACAAAAGGUGCAUGGCUUCAAGGCCAAGAUGCUUAACAAGAAGCGUCAUGCCGAAAAGAUCCAGAUGAAGAAAGCUAUUAAACAACAUGAAGAAAAGAAUGCCAAGUCGAAAUCAGCUGACGCCAUUCCUGAAGGUGCUGUCCCUACUUAUCUUUUGGAUCGUGAAGGUGAAGAUCGUGCCAAGAUUCUAAGCAACAUGGUCAAGCAGAAACGUAAAGAAAAGGCUGGCAAGUGGUCUGUUCCUUUACCUACUGUGCGUGGUAUGGCAGAAGAUGAAAUGUUCAAGGUGAUGAAGACGGGUAAGAACAAGACCAAGCAAUGGAAGCGUUUGGUGACAAAGGCUACCUUUGUGGGUGAAGGAUUUACUCGUAAACCUCCCAAGUAUGAGCGUUUUGUGCGUCCUAUGGGUUUGCGUUACAAGAAGGCACAUGUGACACAUCCUGAACUCAAGGCUACUUUCUGUUUGCCUAUCAUUGGUGUCAAAAAGAACCCUCAAUCGCCUCUUUAUACUCAAUUAGGUGUCAUCACCAAGGGUACAGUGCUUGAAGUGAAUGUAUCUGAAUUGGGUUUGGUCACUACAGGUGGUAAGGUUGUUUGGGGUAAAUAUGCUCAAGUGACAAAUAACCCUGAAAAUGACGGUUGUAUCAAUGCUGUUUUGCUUGUCUAA